AUGCCUGACCAGAAGAAAUCGAAAAAGGGCGGCGCUGGCAAAGACCAGGCCGACUCUGUCAUCAAGGAUCCCCGAUUUGCCAAUAUCCAAACAGACCCUCGGUAUCGUCUUCCGAGCAAACGCCAGACCCAUGUGAAACUCGACAAGCGGUUCGCGCACAUGCUGCGCGACAAGGACUUUUCUCGAAACGCCGCAGUUGACCGCUACGGACGCAAGCUCGCCCGCGACGACACGAAGAAGCAAUUGGAACGAUUCUACCAGCUGGACGAACAAGACAAUGAAGACGACGAAGAAGCAGAAGUCAGCGGCGAGGACGACGACGUAGUCCUGAGGGAAUUACAAAAGGCCGAAUCGUACGAUCCCGCGCGAGAUGGAGGGUUCUCGUCUUCUUCGUCCGAGGAGGAAACUAGUGACGAAGAAGACGACGAGGACGAGGCCGAGCUUGGUGCGGGUGAGGAGCUUGACUUCCCCGACAAGGAACAGGCCGGUAUACCCACGGGCGAUGUGACCAAGCGGAUUGCCGUGGUGAAUCUGGAUUGGGAUAACAUCCGGGCGGAGGAUCUGAUGGCAGUGUUUUCCAGUUUCGCGCCCACCGGUGGCCGUGUUCUGAAUGUUGCGGUCUACCCAAGUGAGUUUGGAAAGGAACGGAUGGAGCGAGAGGAGGCGGAGGGUCCUCCUCGGGAGAUCUUUGCUUCUGGCAAGGAUGGCGAGUCCGAUGAGGAUUCAGAGGAGGAAUUUGAUGAGUUUGGAUCCGACGAGGACGACGAAGAGAUCAAGAAGUCCAUGUUGAAGGAAGACAAGGGCGAGGAAUUCAACUCUACACAGCUACGAAAGUACCAGCUGGAACGUUUGCGCUACUUUUAUGCUAUCCUCACGUUCUCGUCUAGGGAAGCUGCGAAGCAUGUUUAUGACCUGGUGGAUGGAGCUGAAUACCUGUCGAGUGCCAACUUUUUCGACCUCCGCUUCGUGCCGGAAGAAACCGACUUCUCCGAUGACAAACCCCGGGAUGAAUGCAGCCGGAUCCCAGAUGGGUACCAGCCCAACGAAUUCGUCACCGAUGCCUUACAACACAGCAAAGUCAAGUUGACGUGGGACAUGGAGGACAAGUCGCGCAAGGAAGCCCAGGCUCGCGCUUUCCGGGGCAGCCGGAAAGACAUCGACGAGAACGACUUGAAAGCCUAUCUUGCAAGUGACAGCUCCGACAAUGAGGACGAGAGCGAUGAAGAGGGGGGCGUGGAGAUUGUCGACACUACGAAGGGCGAUGGAAAGAGCACCAAGAUCUCUAAGAAAGAGGACGAAAGGCAGCGUAUGCGAGCCCUUCUGGGCUUGAGCUCGGAGCCGUCCCGCGCGUCCAAAUCAGAUGGACCCGUCGGUGAAAUGGAGGUUACGUUCACUUCUGGUCUUGCGGGAGGUCCCAACAAGGACGGAAUCUUUGAGAAUGAGCCCGAAAAGGAAGAGUCUACGAUUGACAAGUACGUGCGCAAAGAGCGCGAGAGAAAGAAGCGGAGAAAGGAGAAACUCAAGGCGACCAAACAAGGAGAUGGGGAUGAGCAGGACGAGGAUCAGACUGUGGUGGAGUCGGGCAAGAAGGGUGAGGAUGCAUCUGAAGGAGAGAAAGAAGACCUGGGAUUCAACGACCCCUUCUUCAACGAUCCUGGUGAGAAGGUGACCGCCGCAACUCGCCGCAAGGAGGAAAAGCGCAAGAAGAAGGCAGAGCGGGAAGCAGUGGAGGCGGCGGAAGCGGCUAAGCGUGCCGAGUUGGAGCUUCUGAUGAUGGACGACGAGAACAAGGGCAUCCGGCAUUUCGACAUGACCGCAAUCGAGAAGGCCGAGAAACAAGCCGGCAAAAAGAAGAAGGGCAAGGGCAAGAACAAGGGCAAGCCGGCUCCCGAGAUCCAGGAUGAUUUCCAGAUGGAAGUCAGCGACCCUCGAUUUUCGCGACUGUUCGAAAGCCACGAAUAUGCGAUCGACCCGACCAACCCUCGGUUCAAGGGUACAUCGGGUAUGAAGGCAUUGCUGGACGAAGGACGCAAACGGCGACGGGACCGGGACGAGCGCGGAGACGAAGACGAGGGUCCUACGCACGACAAGAAGCAAAAGAAGAAGCAGAAGAAGGAUGCUUCCAAGCCUCAACAAGGCAAUGAGGAACUGAAGAGUCUGGUGGACAAAGUGAAGCGGAAGGCACAGCACUAG
Molecule: messenger RNA, 2193 nt
Organism: Aspergillus affinis
Lineage: Eukaryota; Fungi; Ascomycota; Eurotiomycetes; Eurotiales; Aspergillaceae
Product: pre-rRNA-processing protein ESF1
Exons: 2
Coding region: 1-2193 (730 amino acids)
Biological process (GO): rRNA processing
Cellular component (GO): nucleus
Molecular function (GO): RNA binding
Source: RefSeq, a predicted model, not a curated record